This is a messenger RNA of Bipolaris sorokiniana ND90Pr, 2445 nucleotides long. RefSeq lists its product as uncharacterized. The record is from RefSeq and is a predicted model, not a curated record. NCBI's taxonomy places the organism in Eukaryota, Fungi, Ascomycota, Dothideomycetes, Pleosporales, Pleosporaceae. The transcript is spliced from 5 exons. The coding region runs from base 1 to 2445 and encodes 814 amino acids. Gene Ontology annotation, molecular function: RNA binding.
AUGAGACCCAACUCCAGCCCGCCGCAGGAAGCUGAGCACAUCCGCCAUCAGUCACUGACGCCAGAGAGCCCGCGUCCGCAGAACGUCCCCUCGCCCGCCAACAUUCCAAUUCUCGUAGAGCACAUGGAUGCGGCCUAUGAUGAUCUCUCACACAGCAACGGCUCCCACUCCACCGCGACCGACCACUUUGCACAGCAUGCGCACCACCACCCCCCCUCGAACGCCAUCACUUCCGCACCCUACUUUGCCGACCAGUCGCAGCAGCAGUCAUCGUCGACCGCCGCCGCCACCGCCGCCGUCUACCAACACUUAGCAGGGCCUACAGCACCAGGGGGGGGAGACAAUGCGCCGGCAGGAUACGCCCCGUCGACGGGCUAUGGCGUCAGCAGCAUGGGUACGCAGCCGCACGCUACCUCCUCAAUGCAGAAUUUCUCUUCGCAGCAUCCGUCGCACCCUGCCUCGGCCACUGAUGCGCCCCAGGCGCAAGGUCAAGACCUCCACUCUGCGUACUCAUACUCCCAUGACAGUGCCUAUGCCACUCAGCACGCGCCGACUCAGUCAGCCCAAGGCGCUCACUACCAGACUGAAGCGCGCACUGGGCCCAAUAUUGACGUUCAAGCCCUGUUGGAUUCUCUGACGCCCGCUGCGACCACUGCCAAUCCGGGCCAGUAUACUGCUGCUUCCCAUAUGCACACUCAGUCUGCGCAGCCACAGCAGCACAAUGCCUCGUCAUUGCCCUCGGCUGCUACCAAUCUGCCUGCUCGACCGCCCACCCAAGAACAGCCCGCUACGCACCCCAAUUAUGACCCUAACGAUGAUAUCAGAUCCCAUCAUCCACACAGUCAGAGACCACCCAAUGUCCAGCAGAGAGGCAGUGCAUCUCUCCAGCCCUUGAAUGCGCAGAACCGCGACUUUGCCGGCUCCAAUGCAUCUGGCCAAACUCAACAGCAAACCCAGCGCAGUACAACGCCUGAUGAUGAGGAUCAGCGAUGGCCGCCCGAAGUGAAUAGGCGAUAUGAAGAAUUUUUGGAGCAGGAAAGAAAAUUUGUUACUGAAGGCCAGUGGGAUCAGUUCCCCAUGGGCUCUCGACUUUUUAUUGGCAAUCUUCCCACAGAAAAAGUUACCAAGCGCGACAUUUUCCAUCGUUUCUACCGCCAUGGCAGACUUGCACAGAUAUCAAUCAAGCAGGCAUAUGGUUUUGUCCAGUUUCUAGACGCCGAGUCGUGUCGCAGAGCACUAGAUACCGAGCAAGGACAGGCAGUUCGCGGAAGGAAAAUGCACCUUGAGAUUUCCAAGCCCCAGCGAAACACCAAGAAAAUUGACCCGCCGAUCCCCGCUUCGCGCCGGCGUUCACGGUCGCCAGACUAUACAAGGGGUGGCACAGGGCCAUCACCCAGAGAUAAUCGUUAUGGACCACACCCGAAUUCCAUGUCCCCUCGGGAUAGGGAUCGACGUUUCCGCGACCGGGAUGAUUACCGACCCAUGCGAUCGCCCUCACCUCGGGGCCCCGCACGGGGCAUGAGAUCGCGGGACAGGAGUCGCGACAGGUUCGACACACGGUACCGCAGCAGAUCAAGGACACCGCCCCGGCGGCACCGAAGUCCAUCCCCGCGUCGCGAUUACACAGAGGAUGGGCUAGACCUUCGCCGCCGACUGCCUCACGAAGUACCUGAUAUCCAGAUCCUUGUUCUUAACGAAGGUCUCCCUCGGGAUUUCAUCCGCUACGUUGAGGAUACUUUCCGCUCGCAGAGUCUACGAAGUAACGUUCUCAUACUAAGUGGUCGUUUCCCCGAGCCAGCCGUGGUCCGAAGACAGAUUCUAGAGGGCGUUCUGGCUAUUGUAAGACUCGACACUACAGGCUUAGCCAAGGGCAAAGUCAGCGUUCAGAUAUUUGAUCGGCGUGCAGGUGCUAACAAUGUCCAAUUCAACGAGUAUGCCGAUCUGGAUCCAACAACAGCUGGUCUUUUGGUCAACAACGCCAAACAAACUCAGUCUCGCUCGAACAUGCCACCCUCUACUUCGUACUUUCCUCCCAACAUGCCACCGCAUUACUCCCAGCCCAACAAUGCCUUCCCGCCUCUUCCCGCCAGUCAACCUAACAUCUCCAAUUUGAUCGCCUCCCUUGAUGGCGCUAGCCUGUCACAAUUGCUCGGUGCAAUGUCUGGUAGUAACAUGGCCCAGAACACGCAACCAACGGCCAACCAGGGGCUGAAUGCGGAUUUGGCGCGCCUUCUUGCACAAGUACCAAGCCCUGCCCAAACCCCGGGCUUUGGACCAGCGCCUCCAACCCAUCUCGCGCAGUUGAAUAGCCAAUUUCCCGCACUUGCUUCGCUCUUUGCCAACCAGAACCAGACGGUUGCUCCACCCGUCCAGGCUCCCGCACAGCCUGGUCCUGCCCCAGACAUGAACGAGAUCAUGGCCCAGCUUGCUCAGUAUCAACGCUGA